AUGCCCCGUCAAAGUCCUCCUCCUCCGAGUCACCUCACCGCUUGCCCGCCUCGCCCUGCGCAUGGUUCAAACCAUGUGGGAUCAGGGUCAUCAUCCAGCAUGGCACAUCAUUCCUUUUCGCCGCGACUGCUCUCGCCACGGCUGAGCCCCGCGCCUCCCUCGUCCCUCCACGACAUGGCUCGCAACCGCAAGCUCCGCCUGCUCGUCGCCGCGACUGGACCCCGCGAUACGUCCUGGGCGCAGGCGCUCGUCGUGCGACUCUCCAAGAACCCUCAGAUUGAAGCCCGCGCCAUCGUCGACGAUGUGGUACCGCGGUUGACACAAACAAUCAUCGUUAUGCAGAACCGGAGUUUAGCGCUGGGAAUGGGCGACCGAGCGGAUGACGUCGAAUUUUACCGACAACAAGCGUUUGAACUUGUGGAAUGGGCAGAUCUGAUGGUCUGCGUGCCGCUAGAUGCGGACAGUAUCGCCAAGAUGCUGGUAGGCGUUACAGAUACGUUCCUCGGCGAAGUGCUUCGAGGAUGGGAUACGCAAAAGAAUAUCGUAUUGGUGCCCGGCAUGAGCACCCACAUGUGGUCGAACCCGAUGACGAAGAAGCAUCUUAACAAGAUACAUCGGAAAUGGAACUGGAUACGUGUGGUAGCCCCGAUAUUGUGGCAUUACGAAGGAACACCGAAUCCGAAGCGAGUACCGAACUGGAACGGCUUCAACGAGGUGCUAGGCAUCAUCAAGAACCAAGCAGACUUGCUAGGACUGGGCCGAGACGUCGAGAUUGCGACAGGAAUGGCCAUGGUGGCUGAUGUGGACGUGAAAGUUCAGUCAAAGUUGCCGCCAGAGAUAUGGACAAUUAUCCUCGACUACGCGGGAGAUUGGGAACUGGCAAAGGCUUUGGGCAUGUACACGAACCUUCCGAUGCCUCCGACAUGGACAAGCCGGCCCAAGGACCCAGCCGACCCCUUGAAGGUCUACGAGCACGAGCUCGAGUGGACCGUCCUAACAUGCAACUCGGCAGCGAUAUGUAAGAAGAUAUCGCAAUCUCCGCCGGAAUUCCACGACAUCUCGGCGCUGGUUAUCAAACUGGUCAUCAAGUUUGGGCUUAUCGACGUGCUGGCGUAUAUGGAAGCCAACAGACCGGAUCUCUUCAAGGCGUUUGACGGAACGACGUUGCCGACCAAGGCCUCGGCCUACUAUCCUCGCACCGAUGUGUUGGACUAUUGGAAACAGAGCAGAUGGUUCAGAGAACGGCAUAUCUAUGACGCAGAAGCCGUGGACGGCGCCUCCAAGAACGGGCAUGUUCGUGUGCUGGACUGGUGGUGGCGGCGAUCCGGACUGUCGAUGCGAUAUACAGAGUCAGCUCUGGAGCAAGCUAGCGGGAGUGGGCAUCUCCUUGUGCUCGAAUGGUGGCGCGAUGCCGCGGCGCAAGACGACAAGGUCGUUUUACGACCGGGCCGGUCACUCUUAUGGGCAACACAAUAUGGGCAAGCUGAUGUGCUACGGUGGUGGGACGCGUCGGGUAUCCCCGCGGCGCAUGGUGAUAGCGUUGCCAAGAUGGCUAGCCGCUGGGGACAGGUGGACGUUUUGGAGACGUGGAGACGACUCAAAGGCGACGACAAGCUCGUCUACGACGCCGAAGUGCUGGUGCCGCCUACCAUAUAUCAACACCUAGCGGUGCUCGAAUGGUGGCGCAAGUUUGCUCACGGAGAACUCCAAGGGAUGGAGGGACGUAAGCAGCAGGUCGAGUUUCGAACUUGCAACAUUGAAGAGGCGCUUGAGGACAGCAUCGGAGACCAGAGCCCGGUUCGACGAUGGUGGACACAGAACGGGCUGAACCUGGGACUACGAGAUGAGGAAUGGCUUAAGACGCGAUAUCUCUAG
Molecule: messenger RNA, 1875 nt
Organism: Fusarium keratoplasticum
Lineage: Eukaryota; Fungi; Ascomycota; Sordariomycetes; Hypocreales; Nectriaceae
Product: Flavoprotein domain-containing protein
Exons: 1
Coding region: 1-1875 (624 amino acids)
Biological process (GO): coenzyme A biosynthetic process
Cellular component (GO): phosphopantothenoylcysteine decarboxylase complex
Molecular function (GO): phosphopantothenoylcysteine decarboxylase activity; FMN binding
Source: RefSeq, a predicted model, not a curated record